This is a messenger RNA of Podarcis raffonei (Aeolian wall lizard), 1534 nucleotides long. RefSeq names its product cyclin Q (gene CCNQ). The record is from RefSeq and is a predicted model, not a curated record. Gene Ontology annotation, molecular function: cyclin-dependent protein serine/threonine kinase regulator activity. The transcript is spliced from 6 exons. Lineage: Eukaryota; Metazoa; Chordata; Lepidosauria; Squamata; Lacertidae. Gene Ontology annotation, biological process: regulation of transcription by RNA polymerase II. Gene Ontology annotation, cellular component: nucleus. Bases 16 to 1002 code for a protein of 328 amino acids.
AGGAGGGCAACCAAAAUGGUCAAAGACCUGGAAACGAUGCCUUAUGAGGAACGGCUAAGGGAGCUGGGCAUGUUUAGCCUGGAGAAGAGGAGGUUAAGGGGUGAUAUGAUAGCCAUGUUCAAAUAUAUAAAAGGAUGUCACAUAGAGGAGGGAGAAAGGUUGUUUUCUGCUGCUCCAGAGAAGCGGACACGGAGCAAUGGAUUCAAACUGCAGGAAAGAAGAUUCCACCUAAACAUUAGGAAGAACUUCCUGACAGCUCUUUGGAACACACCAACAUUCAUGGAUUCUGCUGGGUUGUCAGAGGCCGGUCAGGUAGCUGCCGAUGCCAGGACACACUUCAAAGUCUGCAGGUUCAUCAUGGAGGCAGGUGUGAAGCUGGGCUUGCGCUCUGUCCCCAUUGCCACAGCAUGCACCAUUUACCACCGGUUCUUUAUGGAGGUGCCUCUGGAACCUUAUGAUCCCUACUUAGUAGCUAUGGCUGCCCUUUACCUGGCGGGGAAGGUAGAAGAGCAGCACCUGCGGACAAGGGACAUCAUCAAUGUCAGCCACAGGUACUUGCACCCACGAAGUGACCCCCUGGAACUGGACAUGCAUUUCUGGGAGCUGAGAGACAGCAUUGUCCAGUGUGAGCUGCUCAUGCUGCGGGUGCUGUGCUUCCGUGUCUCCUUCCAGCACCCCCAUAAGUACCUUCUCCACUACUUGUUGUCCCUGAAGCACUGGAUGAACCGGCACAGCUGGGAUCGGACCCCAGUGGCCGUGGCAGCCUGGGCCUUGCUGCGGGACAGCUACCACGGGCCUCUGUGCCUGCAACACCCCCCUCAGCAUAUCGCUGCAUCCGUCCUUUACCUGGCCCUGCAGUGUUACGGGGUGGAGGUGCCUGCUGAUGCUGAAGCAGAGAGGCCUUGGUGGCAGGUGUUCAGCGAAGAUCUCUCCAAGAAUGUCAUUGACCAGAUUGUCUUGGGCUUGAUCCAGAUCUAUACUCUGGAUACAGAAAUUUCUUAAGUACAUCGGGCCGUAAGGAGAAGGCUUCAGUGUCCCAAGUCGACUGGUCACUUUAAGUGGGGUUGAGGUGAUAGUGUUGCCCCCUGAAAACACACCAAAUUUGUAUCCUGUUUGUUUUGAGCGACCCAGUAGAGCAGAAGGGGCUGGAUUGGUGUUUGUGCCUGGAUAGACUGUGUUCUGUGGUGUCCCUGAAUCCCUCUCCUGCCUGGAAUUAGUCUGAAGCCUUUGAUCCUCUACUCUCGACUUGGUGCCAGCUCAGAGUCCAUGGGGAAAGAAGAACAUGGGGAAGGAACCUGUUCCCUCCCUACUACAGGUGAAACAUGUUGCCAGGAUAUUUCCCCCACCUGUUUCUGGAAUGGCUCCCCAAAGCUUCAACGUACCAGUCAUAGAUCUUGGAUAAAGUACCAUGACUCCAUGACAUCUGACAAAGACUCCACUGCUGUGAAUGCCUUAAUUCCAGAGUACGAAAAAUUCAUGGAUGAACUAUGGCUGCCAAUGAAUCGAGAAAAAUGGCAUCACUCAUUUCGAGCCU